Messenger RNA from Limanda limanda (common dab), 2808 nucleotides. It is a transcript of the gene wdpcp, whose product is annotated as WD repeat containing planar cell polarity effector. The coding region runs from base 335 to 2407 and encodes 690 amino acids. The transcript is spliced from 19 exons. Gene Ontology annotation, biological process: nervous system development; cilium organization; establishment of protein localization. Gene Ontology annotation, cellular component: axonemal basal plate. Lineage: Eukaryota; Metazoa; Chordata; Actinopteri; Pleuronectiformes; Pleuronectidae. Gene Ontology annotation, molecular function: protein binding. The record is from RefSeq and is a predicted model, not a curated record.
CGACCAGCGUCCAGGCGCUGCAGAGAGCGAGCUAGCAUCGAGAGCUGGAGUUAGCUUAGCUGCUCGUUUGGAAGGAAUAACGUGUGAUACUACACGGAGCUGACAGAGACUAGUGGAGGUAACACACCGUGUCCUGGUGGAGUGUGUGUCCGAGUGAUGGGACGUGUAGACACAACAAAGACACACUUGUGUAGUUCACAAUCUGUGUGUGAGGUGAGAAGCAGUUAGCUGGAAAACACUGAAGAAGAGCAGCUUCCACUGUGGAGUUGUUUUUGAACUUACAUCGGUUGAAGCAGUAAACAACACACCUACUCGGGUUUCACUCCUCCGUCAGAUGGCGUUCUGCCUGGCUGAGCUGCACUUGUGGUCCACCAAGAGCACACUCCAAGUUAAAGAUACAGAUAUUGGCACCUAUCAGUACCACGAUAAAGGAGAGCCAGCCGUUUCCCUGGAGCAUCACUACUACAAUGAGAAACUCCAAUUCUGUGAAGCUCGAGGCUACUCGUGGACCCCCAGGAACCACCGACCAGAGAAGCUACGUGAUUCGUUGAAGGAGUUGGAGGAGCUGCUGCAGACCAACACCUGUGUUCACACCAGAUGGCGAAACAAGAACUGCUGCCAGUUGAUGCUGCGUAGUGGAGUGCUGGUGACUCUGAACCUAAAUGGACCUCAACUUAAACAAGUGUGCAUAGACCGCACAUUGGUGGGCAGACUACCAGCCAACACAAUCACUGAUGCGGUGCUCUGUGAUAGGCUGAUCCUGCUGUCCUUCCUGGACCACAACCAAGUGGCUGCAGUUUACCUCAACAAGAAGAACCAGGACGUCUCAGACAGCAGCAGGAGGACAGACAAACUGUCCCCCUCUGACAUCAAGGUGGUGUCUGUGGAGGUGGGCUCACGCGGCUGCAGGCUUCACAGACGCGUGGCGCUCAACCGUCUCCAGGACGUGGCGCUCUGCUGGUGGAACCUGGACGAGGCCGGCGAGGAGCUGUGGCCCUGGAGUCCCACCGACACACACAGGAACAACCUGGUGCUCCUCAGCUGCUCCUCCACUGAAGGGCUCAAGGUCCUCAGCUCCGUGCGGACGGAGGGAAACCCCCUGGACUGUGUCUUCAGUCUGCUCCAGCCCUACCAGCUGCUCACGGUAGAGCUGCCCUCACGACCCCGGGGGGCAGAAGAGGGGUCCUGGGCUGACACCUGUGUGUACGAGUGUGCACGAGGCCGCCUGCACCGCCUGGCCGUCACCCGCGUCCCGCUGCCGUCCCUGCCAAUCACCUGUUCACGCCACCCGAUGGAAACCAUGCUGCUCCUGGGCCUGAGUGACUCCUCCCUGGUCCUGUACGACCAGCGCCGGGGGGGCUCUCUCCUGGCCUCCUGCCCUGUGCCGCCUCACCUCCUGGCCUGGCACCCUGCCGGAGCUGUGGUCCUGGUGGGGGGGGGCCAGGGAGAGCUGGUGUGCUUCGACGCCGGCUUGGCCCCUGUGAACAUGGCGCUGGUGGCGGAGGAGGCGGCUGCAGCCGCGACGCUCAGACUCCCUCAGCACCUGCGCUGCUCGGGGGGGCUGGGGGGGCUGCGGUGGGCCACGGGCCCGGACGGAGGCCCGGAGGGGACAGACACACUGAUGCUGCUGUUUCACGAGGGACCACUGGCCGUCCUGAGAUUCAGACUCGGGGCUCUGACCGGGGGCCAGAUGGGACCAGGGGAGCUGCUGCAGCAGCGGCUGCUCUGCGGGCAGGUCACAGAGGCCCUGGGGAUCCUGGAGUCCAUGGACUGGAGCAUCAUGGGAGACCAGUGCUACCGAGGCCUGAGCUCCGUCACCAACUACCUGCUGAGGCUGGAGCUGAACGCAGAGAGAGAGGCUCAACUGGAAGCAGCUCUGGGCGUGUUCUAUUCUCCGCCUGCUCCUCUCUCUGAUACGCUGAUACUGGAUUACCGGGAGCCAAUCAGCAAGUACGCCCGGCGCUUCUUUCACCACCUCCUCAGACACCAGCGCUUGGAGAAGGCCUUCCUUCUCGCUGUGGACCUGGAGGACAGAGAUCUGUUCAUGGACCUCCAUUAUGUCGCCGGUGAUAAGGGCGAGCUGGUGCUAGCGGACGUGGCCAAGAGGAAAGCUAAUGAAAUCCAGGCCCAGGCCGACGCAGGCGGCGAAGAUGUGUUGGGUUCGAGCCUCGGUGACCGACAGACGGAUCGGAACCAAAGUGCAACAGGUCCUUCGUACUCAGGGACUCCCACAACACAUGUUGAUGGACGAUUCGGUCCCAGGAGACCAGAAGCAGAGAGUCCACACGUGACUGUGAGUCCAGACGUGUUCAGGACACUGACACAACCAGGAAGCUUCAACAGAGACGAGGAAGAAGAAGAAGACGAGCCCGGGACGCUGCACGUGGUUCAUCUAGGAACCGUUUGAAAACCAAUAUUUACGAUUCAAGAGGAACUUCAUUAAGCUGAGUGGGAAACUGAAGAAACACAACAACACCUCCUCAAUAACACACUCUUUUGUGUAUAUAUAUAUAUAUGUUUUAUAUGCAAACUAGUUUCCCACUUAUGUAAUGUGUGUACAGACGAGUGUGUAACUGAUGAGCGUAGAAUAAUACAUGAGUGAAGCAGAAGCCUUUAUUUCCCUUACAGCCGUCAUCCUGAGUGUGUUACAUGUCAAACACACACAAUGGAUCCAGGUUAUUUUCUGUCUCGGUGAAAAAAAGCAAAGUGUUCGACUGAUUUCCUCCUUUUUAAAAACAUGACAAAAAAUGUGUUCAACCUUGUCAUUAAUCAGCCUGGAAAAUAAAGACUUCUAUUAUACUUCCCUCA